GGCGGUGUUGCUCUGGGCUCCGGCCGACACUCUGGAGGAUGGUUUUUUUUAGCUCAGUAUACAACAGGAGAUUCUCCGGGGGUAAUAUAAGUAACAACCAAGAAUACUGUUUAACUAUUGACGGAUGUUCCAUAAAACCCUCGUCGUCAGCAAAGAAUCUUGGCGUUCUAUUAGAUAGUAAUCUGUCAUUUGAGAGCCACGUCGCCAACACCUGUAAAAUUGCGUUUUUCCAUCUUAAGAAUAUAUCUAAACUACGUCAUAUGCUGUCAAUGUCAGAUGCAGAGAAGUUAAUUCAUGCAUUCAUGACAUCAAGACUAGAUUACUGUAAUGCACUGUUAGGUGGUUGCCCUGCAGGCUUAUUACAAAAACUCCAAUUGGUCCAAAACGCGGCAGCUCGAGUUCUUACACGUACAAAAAAGUAUGAACAUAUUAGCCCGGUUCUGUCAACCUUGCACUGGUUACCUAUAAAGCAUCGCGUUAACUUUAAAAUCUUGCUUAUUACCUAUAAAGCCUUACAUGGUUUAGCUCCUCAGUACUUGAAUGAACUCCUUUUGUAUUACAGUCCUUCACGUGCAUUACGCUCUCAGGCGUCCUGUCAGUUGGUAAUACCUAGAAUUUCAAAAUCAAGUGCAGGUGGUAGAUCCUUUUCCUAUCUAGCGCCUAAACUUUGGAAUAGUCUUCCCUGCACUGUCCGGGAGGCAGACACACUCUGUCAGUUUAAAUCUAGACUAAAGACGCAUCUUUUUAAUCUUGCAUACACUACUCUUCCAUAAUAUAAAUCUUCAGAGGGUUUAGGCUGCAUUAGUUAGAUCAACCGGAACCAAAAACACAACUGAUGUACUUGUUGCAUCAAAGAGUACAGAACAGUACUCUACUCUCAGCCAGUCUUGUCUCAUUGUUCCAAGGUUACCACAGCGAGCAGGAUGCAGUUCAUGGCCUGACCUGAUGGUAGAGCGGAGAAUGGGAAGUGGGGACCUGACAAGAGCUGAGAUGAUAGAGCUGGAUAAAGAAGGACGCGGUCUCUUGACAUGUCUUCACCACAAAACUUCAAAUGCUAUUAGAUUAUUAAUGAUAAUCUUAAACUAUAAUUUAUUUUAUUAUUAAGUUUAUUUAUUUUAUUUAGCCUUGUUGUGCAAGUUCUCUGGAGCUUGUGCAGAGGCAGCAGCUUUUGCCAGAGGGGAACUGGAAUCCCCUGGUUGGGCCUGGGUUCUCCUGAGGUUUUUUUUCUCGAUUAGAGUUUUGGGUUCCUCGCCACCGUUUGCAUACUGUUUUUGCACUAUCUGCCUGACCGGGGGGGCUGCUUUAGAAUCUUAAAGUUUUACUUAAUUAAUAUUGCAUAUAGGAAUUUAUUAUCUGUUAUAUUUGACCUGUGCUUCUCUCUCCUUUAUCCUAAAUGUGUGCUCUCACUGAGCGUGUGUGUGUGUGCGUACUUGUCUGUGUACGUACGUGUGUGUGUGUGUGUGUGUGUGUGUGUGUGUGUGUGUGUCUCUGUGUCUGUGUGUGUUGGUGCGUGUGCGUGUUGUGUGUGUGGAGUGUUUUGUGUGUGGGUGUGUCUGUCUUCUGUGUUUUCAACCUUUUCUUGUUUUUGCAGGUACAACUUUGAUUGUUUUGCUUGUAGUCAAUGUGUCUCAUGUACAGCUGCUUUGUAACAAUGAAAAUUGUAAAAGCGCUAUAUAAAUAAAGUUGAGUUGAGAGUUGAGUAAUUGUUGCGCCGCCACUUGGGCCUCUCCGGACAGCAAGGGUAUCAGCCGUAUAGCCCACUGCUCCGUCGGAUAACCACUUGUCUUAGCCGUCCGCUCGUACAGCUCGAGAAAGGCUUCUGGAUCGUCCUGCGGGCCCAUUUUCUGUAGGAGCCCAUGGUUCGGCGCGGUCCGUUCGGCGUGAACCCCCGUCUGAAUCUCCCGGUGCAUCCAGCUCCGGAACAUCUCGCGGUCCUCCUGCUGGGCCUGCAUGAUGACUUGGAACCGUUCAUCCUGGUCCUGCCGCAGCUGUAAAAGGGCCUGGUGUUGUUCCCUAUGGAGGACCGCGAGUGAUGUAAUCACCUCCGCAAAUGGUGAGGUCGGCGGAUUCAUCCCACUGGCCGUGGCACGCCUGCUUCCUUCCAUCCCGGGUUUCGGCACCACUGUAACACGAUCGAUGCUUGUACAGGAAGGAAGAGGCUGGAAUCAGGUAACUGCAUGUGGUAUACCAUGGCCAAGGUGCUCUGCAGCCUCCUUCUCUUGGGAAGCGCAGUUAUGAUGACCACCGCCUGUCCUAAAUAUUGCGUCUGUCAAAACCUCUCUGAGUCCUUGGGCACACUAUGUCCAUCCAAAGGUCUGCUGUUUGUGCCCCCUGACAUUGACAGAAGAACUGUGGAAUUACGACUGGGAGGAAACUACAUUAUUAAAAUCACCCAGCAGGACUUUACCAAUAUGACUGGCCUUGUGGACCUCACACUGUCACGGAACACCAUCAGCUUCAUCCAGCCCUUCUCCUUUUUGGAUCUGGAAACCCUGCGUUCACUGCACCUGGACAGCAACCGGUUAACUGAGCUAGGACCAAAUGUCGUACGGGGCUUAGUGAACUUGCAACACCUCAUUCUCAACAACAACCAACUUACCCACAUCUCCAAAGAGGCUUUUAAUGACCUACUUCUCACCCUGGAGGACCUAGAUCUUUCCUACAACAACCUGUGGAAUGUGCCCUGGGAGGCCAUUCGUAAAAUGCUUAACCUACACCAGCUGAGUCUUGACCACAACCUCAUUAGCCACAUUGCUGAAGGCACUUUUACUGACCUUGAAAAGCUAGCAAGGCUGGACCUCACAUCGAACCGUCUCCAGAAACUUCCACCCGAUCCAAUCUUUGCUCGAUCACAGAGCAACACCAUUCUGAGUACACCUUUUGCCCCAGUCUUGUCUCUCAGCUUUGGUGGGAACCCACUUCACUGUAACUGUGAAAUUCUAUGGUUGCGUCGUCUAGAGCGGGAGGACGAUAUGGAAACAUGUGCCUCCCCUCCAAGCCUAAAAGGUCGAUACUUCUGGUAUGUGCAUGAGGAAGAGUUUAUUUGUGAGCCACCUUUAAUUACACAACACACUCAUAAGUUAUUGGUAUUGGAGGGGCAGACGGCCAGCUUACGUUGCAAGGCUGUGGGCGACCCCAUGCCACUCAUACACUGGAUUGCUCCAGAUGACCGACUAAUCAGUAACUCAUCCAGGGAUACAGUCUAUGAAAAUGGCACUUUAGACAUUAUGGUCACCACCGCUAAGGAUUAUGGGACAUUUACAUGUAUUGCGGCAAAUGCUGCAGGAGAAUCAACAGCUUCAGUUGAGCUCUCCAUCAUUCAGCUCCCACACCUUAGCAAUGGAACUAACCGCACAUCCCAGCCAAAGUCCAGGCUGUCUGACAUCACCAGCUCAGCUAAAAUCAGCAAAGGGGAGACCAAAGCCCAACCAGAGCAGGUAGUGUCAGUGUCAGAGGUCACUGCAGUCUCCGCUCUGAUCAUGUGGACAGUUAGCAGAGUGGCACCCAAAGUCAAAAUGUACCAGCUCCAGUACAACUGUUCAGAUGAUGAUGUCCUCGUUUACAGGAUGAUCCCAAUGACCAGCAUAUCCUUCUUGGUCAACAAUCUGAUGCCAGGGAUGCAGUAUGACCUGUGUGUGCUGGCUAUCUGGGAGGACACAGCCACCACAUUGACCGCAACCAAUAUAGUGGGCUGUGCACAGUUUGAGACACGUGAUGAGUAUCCCCACUGCCAGUCUCUGCACAGUCAGUUUUUGGGAGGUACCAUGAUUUUGGUGAUUGGUGGAGUUAUUGUGGCCACUCUCUUGGUUUUUAUCGUUAUACUUAUGGUUCGCUACAAAGUGACCAGUGGAUUGCAAGUUGCAAAGUUAGUGACAAUGAGCAACACCUACUCCCAGACCAAUGGUAGGACACAGGCAGCACAGCGUCUUAACAAUGGCGCUCCUACAUCACAAGCUCCAAAGACUGUUGUGGUGAUGCAGGAUGAAGUGGUGGAUUUUAAGUGUGGCUCUUUGCAGAGUAGUAUCUCAUCGUCAUCCUCCUCAUCAGCAGACUCCCUUGGCAGUGAGAAAGUUGAGUCCUUUAAUCAACAUGGGGGGUCCAGUACCUUGCCCAACAGGUGGAAGCAGACGUCAACCAAGGCAAGGCCACACCUGGACAACCUACUUGGGGCAUUUGCUUCUCUAGACCUAAGGGAUCCCACAAGAGAUCCAGGAGGACCAUUUUCCUCAGGGUCCAUGACAAUGGCCAUGAGACCCCCCACUGAUAAGGAGCCUUUGCUUGGCCAUGGAGAAUCAAGGCUUGAUAAGCUUGUAAUGCUGCCAUCAGAGAACAAGACCAAGCGCAGCCACUCAUUCGAUAUGGGUGACUUUGGUGCUUCACGGUGCCUUGGCUACCCACGGCGCAUCAGCAACAUUUGGACUAAGAGGAGUCUCUCUGUAAAUGGAAUGCUCUUGCAAUGCGACGAGAGUGAGGGUGAUAAAGGAACACUUCAUAGCUCUGAGUGGGUCAUGGAGAGUACAGUCUGAUUUAUGUUUAGCUCUGCCAAAUAAAACAAGGUAAAAAGAACACAUUCUCAAAACUUGUCAGGUGAAGGGAAAAAUAACCUGUUGCAUCAUAUGGCGACAAGAAGGACUUGAUAGGCCAUCAAAAGACACCUUGGAGAUGGCCAGGACUGUGUAUUGCAUGAUUUUCCAUGUCAAUGAUGUCAUGCUUCUGUCCAUUUGAUCACAAAGAAGUUCAAAGGUCUCUGUCUGAGUUCAGAAAGCUGCCAAGGCCAGGGCUGGCCUUGUUUAUUAAGACAUGGAUGGGGGAUACAGUAUCUCUAGGUGCUUUAAGGCAUUAGAUCCAAAUAAACACCCAAGAGCGAGGGAUUUGGGGGUAUGUCAGAUAAGCAUGGGGAAUGAAAGAGAAUUUAUCUGCGUGUGCACUGCAGUUUGCCAAGACGAUUUUCUUCUGCAAAGUGGAUGUGCAUGACAAAGGACCAAAUGUUCUCAUGGGAUGUGACUAAAUCUUUGGCAGAUUAAAAAAAAGCAAAUGUAAUGAAAUGUUAUAGGUUCUUUUUGAAUUAUCUCGUUAUUUCAGUUGUACUGUUGUAUCCCAACUUCACACCCGUAAUUUCAUUAGAGCUGGAAAUUAUAAUUCAGAAAGAUUUUUGUCAUAGUUGUAUCCAUGACUGUGCCUCUCUCUUCAGUUUCAUCAGCUUUUCACCUCUUUAUUUUUACUAUUAUUUUUCUCAUAAAAGGGUCUGUCGCCUAAUCAGUUGGCUGCAAAUUAACUUAGAAUAUUCGUACAGAACGUGAGAGAAAGUGAAGUCUGUCAGAGGUACACUAUAUGGACAAAAGUAUUGGGGCGUUCCCUUCUAAUAAACAUGUUUAUCUAUUCCAGUAAUUCCAAUUAAAACAAAUAUCAAUCCUAUGCCAUAAAAUAACAUAUUCAAGAAUUGUGUUUUCAUCUCUGUUGCAACAGUUUUGAAAGAGCACUUUUCUAUACUGAAAUGACUGUACUCCUGGGUACAAGUCCUUGAUGGGUGAUGAAUGUUUGGCUCAAAAGGGUUCAUCUGCAUUCAGAUCUGGGCUUUAUGCAGACCAGUGAAGUUCUUCCACACUAGACUAUAUCAGUCAUUUCUUAUUGAGGCUUGCUUUGUGCACGACAUUGUCGUGUUGCAGUAGAAAAGGGCCCUGCCCAAACUGUUGAUAUAAAAUUAGAAGCACACAAUUCUCUAGAAUAUCACAGAGAAUGCAAUAAACAUUAAAAACAAAACCAAUAUAAUCUCGACCAAGAAGUGGCUUUUUAAACUUACUAAAUUACCAAGAAGUGUCAACUGGUUUGGCCCAUGUUAAUACCAUAGUAUUCUUUGAAGAACUUCAGGGUAUUAUUUAAAAAUAAAAGCAUAUGUAUAUGGUAUAUAGCACAGAUGCCAGUAUUAUAUUAUAAUGCCAUUGUACCAUGUUACACAACAUUGCUCACACUGCUUUUUAACCCUGUUGAACCUGUUGAGCAUUUGCUGGUUAGAUGUGAAGCAUGGUAUUAAACUGGUUUAAACUGGCCCUGAGCUGGUUAUGAGUGACUAGCUUAAACCAGCUCAAACCAACUAUCGUGCUUCAAAACAUGUUUUGUUUUUUCAACAGGAAAGGUAUUCCAAAGUUUAAUUUAAGUACAGUGACUUAUAUGUACAGUAAUGAUAGUUGAGGAACUUGAUAGUUGAGCAACUUGAGGAUAAUUCCGAGAUCUGGACAAAAUUGUAGUUGUAAACCCUUUUUAGUGCCAAAUGGUGAUGAUAUAUUUUAUUCUUACAUAUUGGUGAAUCACGAGCUGGAUAGUAAAUACGAUCAUCUGUCAUUAGUGUGCCCAUGAGCAAGGCAGUCACCUCAGGUUGCUCCAUGGUAUUGUCCUGCUAUUGGUGUACUGCAAGUCGUUGAAACAAGCUUAAACAAAAUGUUAUAUAUCAUGUAAUCAUUUUCGCAAAAGUUACAUUUCAAAAUGUGGUAACACUUCCUAUGAACACAUACUUUAUAUAAGACAGUAUGCAUUAUGUACAGUAAAGCUUGGCUACUGCAUUAUCCAGCACAGAGUAACCAGGUGUUUGGGUAAGUGACCCAUGGGCCAGGUUUUUUACUAAAAAAAUAUUAAAUUGACCCAUACCCAAAAUGUGACCUCUGCAUUUAACCCAUCCAGAGAGUAGUGAACACACGCACAGCAAGUGGUGAACACACGUACACCCGGAGCAGUGGACAGCUAUCACUGCAGCACCCAGGGAGCAAGUAGGGGUAAGGUGCCUUGCCUUGCUCAAGGGAACCUCAGUCAUUACCUGCCGGCCCUGGAAUCGAACCGGCAACCUUCUGGUCACGAGUCCAACUCUCUAACCAUUAGGCCACGACUUGUAUUUUAGAUGUUCAUAGGAAGUUUUGCCCAAAGAGACAUAACAUACAAUGUCCAUUUUUCUUAUUUUGCAAAAUCUUUAUUUUUCUAUUUUAAAAAGCUAACCAUUUUAUUGCCUUUAUUUUGUCUGAUAAAAGGGUGUAUCUGGUUUGGAUUGAGUUAUACUGACAUUAACACAAAAAACAGUGCUACACAAACAUAACAAUUUUUGUUAGUUGUUGUUAUUAACAUUUUUAAUUAAACAUCUAAGCUAUAAUAUAGAUUGUUUAUUACUGCUGCUGGUAAUUAUGAUUAUUUUUAUGAAUUGUUUGUAUACAAAUGAUCACAGUAUGUUUGAUGGUAAUCUGUACAGUGAUUCUUUUAUUUCCCUGGUCAAAAGUGAGAAGGUGAUUUAAUGUAUUGUUAUGACAAGCAUGUGUAUGUGAAACUACAUUCACGUUUUUCACUUUGAAGUUGUAGAAAAGAGAACAAAUAAUUCAUUCUAAAACCAUUUCUGUGUUUGAAAGAUUUUGCUACAACAAGAUAAACACACAGA
Molecule: messenger RNA, 7414 nt
Organism: Triplophysa rosa
Lineage: Eukaryota; Metazoa; Chordata; Actinopteri; Cypriniformes; Nemacheilidae
Product: leucine-rich repeat and fibronectin type-III domain-containing protein 2
Exons: 3
Coding region: 2178-4526 (782 amino acids)
Cellular component (GO): postsynaptic density membrane; cell surface
Molecular function (GO): protein binding
Source: RefSeq, a predicted model, not a curated record